Molecule: messenger RNA, 3559 nt
Organism: Coregonus sp. 'balchen'
Lineage: Eukaryota; Metazoa; Chordata; Actinopteri; Salmoniformes; Salmonidae
Source: the annotation of a GenBank genome assembly
GCGGUACUUAAAUUACCCACAAUCCAUGGCUCUUCCUUUCUGUCUGAUCCAACAUGGUGAGUGUACGGAUAUUUCAUUUGGGGGAAUAUCUAGAUGUUUUCAUCCAUCAGCAUCUUCUCUCUAAAGCUAUAAUAUCUGCUAAAAGUUAUAGUACUGUGGCAUACAUAACCCAAGCAUCAAUUUGAUCUUUGUAUGGUGUGAUAUUUCUUUGUUUUUAUCGGAGAUCUCAUGAAUUGACGGUGAUACUGCCGGUGGAAGUAAUCCACACCGGAACGCUCCUAGUACAGCGUGUUUUGAUUUUAAUGUUUUCAGUGUCCUUACUACUUUGUGUGCUGCUGAAUUAGUGUAUGCACGUAUAAAUGACUUUGCGCUUGUGGCGGGUGGUGUACGUUGUAAAAGACUAAACGGACAACCAAGUUGUAGGCCUGACCUCGCUUCAGCCCGUUUAGCUAACUACGGUGUCAUUUGACUGCGCAGUCAAUUCACAUAGACAAGGGAAACUGACGUUGUCUGUAGAGGUGGACAUUAAAUUGUCAAUUGUAUGUUUUGUGAACUCUUGUAUUCCUGUUGAUAACUAACGAGUGAUAUAGCUAGUUAGCUAACUUGGAUAACUAGGUAGCCAUAACUAACCACAACUCGCAGUAACGUUUGUUGGUUAGCAAACUUACAUGUCACGAUGAGUAGCUUCCAUGUUACUUUUAGUUAAUCACAGAACGGUCUUUAUUUCUGUUUUUGGAAAUGAAUCUUUGCAUUUAUUAAACUGAAUAUUUUAUGUGGCUUGAAAACACGCUUAUUAACCCUGAGCUAAAGCCACACAAUUGUGGAAAUCUCUUUGAACAAAGUGUCAUGUAUGCUGAUCAGUCUACUUCUUCUGACAGCCUAAAGGCAAGAAGUCUAAGGGGAAGAAGGUGGCACCAGCCCCUUCUGUGGCCAAAAAGCAUGAGGCCAAGAAAGUGGUCAACCCCCUGUUCGAGAAGAGGCCAAAGAACUAUGGCAUUGGUGAGUAAAGUGAACCUGAUAGGAUUUGUAUUUGAUUUCCAGUAACUGUUCUGUCUUGCCUGUGCAGAUGAUGUAAAGAAUAUUUGCUAUCUUAUCAACAAUGCAGACAACCCACCAAGAUCGCUGAUGCACUUUUUCCAUGACUAUAGUGGCUUCUGACUUUUCUGAUUACACAGUACUGAUUGGAUGCACUAUUCUCCUGUGUUUGUUGAUAGGUCAGGACAUCCAGCCAAAGCGUGAUCUGACACGCUUUGUGAAAUGGCCCCGCUAUAUUCGCCUGCAAAGGCAGCGCUCCAUCCUGUACAAGCGUCUGAAGGUCCCCCCUGCGAUCAACCAGUUCACCCAGGCACUGGACCGUCAGACCGGUAAGUCUCAGUGCAUGCGUUUAUCAAUUCUGCUGUGUUGAUUCUUGUAGCGUUUUGUUUCUGGGUCCUGAAUAUGGAUUGUCUUGUGGGGUAUUUUGCAAAUGAUGUGAAUAAUAUUUGCUAUCUGAACAGCAAUGUUGACAUCCCACCAAGAUCACUGAUGCACCUUACUUGAAAGACCCUCAAGUUACCCUUGUUGAUCUCUAACUUUAUACAUCUUGAGUUGCAGAUCAUGUUUUCUGCUGUGUCCCAGAGCCAAUGAAUGUACUAAUUUUCUAUUUCCCUCUCAGCCACACAGCUAUUCAAGCUGGCCCACAAGUACAGGCCGGAGACCAAGCAGGAGAAGAAGCAGAGGCUGCUGGCCCGCGCUGAACAGAAGGCCGCUGGAAAGGGAGACACCCCAACCAAGAGGCCACCUGUUCUCCGUGCAGGUGAGCCAUGAGGGGUUGAGCACUUUUUUUAAAUGACUGACUUUGGCCUUGAUGCAAUGAUGUUUGAAUUUCUUCACCUGAAACAAUCAUGUAGUUUUAUUGAGCUUUUUAACCCUGAGCAUAAGCCAUGAGUAUUGUCUGACUAUUUCAACAGAACUCAAGGUUGAAUGUGGGUUUGAUAUCAAUGUUGAAUUUUCCCAUAGGUGUGAACACUGUCACCACUCUGGUAGAAAGCAAGAAGGCACAGCUGGUGGUCAUUGCCCACGAUGUGGACCCUAUUGAGGUAAGACAACUCACCUUUGAUUUGUGUCUUGCCGUAUGGGUUAGCUUUUGCAGGCUCGAUCACUACUCGUGGGCAUAUGUGGUCAUUUGCAAUGAUGCUUGGAUUUCUUCACCUGAAUCCUCUAUGUGGAUCAAAACAUACGAGCUUUUUAAUUCUGAGCUAAGAUCACUGCCCUGUAUUGUAGUUGUGAAGAGAAGGCACACCCAGAAAUGUCUUGACCAUACAUAUUCAUACUUGUCAUUUUCUUGUCUCCUCUGUAGCUGGUGGUGUUCCUGCCCGCUCUGUGUCGCAAGAUGGGCGUCCCUUACUGCAUUGUCAAGGGCAAGGCCAGGCUGGGAAGACUAGUGCACAGAAAGACCUGCACUUCAGUCGCCUUCACACAGACUAACCCGUAAGUAACAGGUGGCAAAGCAAAACAUUUUUUAGUGGUGUUGAUGCACUGAGGCCUACCUCUAGGAAGUUGAGCUUUUUUAAAUCUAUAAAAAUCCUUUUGGCAAUGAUGUAUGAAUUUCUUCAACUGAACAACCAUGUGGCUUUAUGAGCUUUUUAACCCUGAGCCAAAGGUUUACAUGCAGUUCACCUGGAUCUCAAGUGCACUUUGACGAUGCACUGAUGACAUGUUCCUACCUUUUCAGUGAAGACAAAGGUGCCCUUGCCAAGCUGGUGGAAGCCAUCAAGACCAACUACAAUGACCGAUAUGAGGAGGUGAGUGGCCAGUCUGAUCAGCUGUUUUGUCAAUUGACUAGUAGUCAAGCCACAAUGUUUCUGGGUCCUGAAGAUGGCUGGAUUAUCUUGUGGGUUCAUAUUUGGCUUUUGCAGACGUGAAAUAAUAUUUGCUGUCUUAACUGAUGCAAUUUGCUUGAAAGACCCUUUACACCAACCUUUUACAUAACUUGAGAGGAUCUAGCUUAAGGCACAUGAGUCACAACAUUGCCUCUGUCUUCUACUUUGUCUCCCUGAACUGACUUAAUUAAAAACCCAUGCCCCCCUACUGAAUUAAUGCAUGACAAUGUGCUUCCUCUUCUAGAUCCGUCGUCAUUGGGGAGGUGGUAUCAUGGGCCCCAAGUCCACAGCCCGUAUCGCUAAGCUGGAGAAGGCUAAGGCCAAGGAACUGGCCACCAAGCUCGGAUAAACUGUUUGAUAUGAAAAUAAAUGUCCCCCCCAAAAUGUUGUUUUUUCAUUUGUACCAUCAGAUAUAACUCUUAACUGUUUUGCACGUUACAAUCUUUGAAACUGGAUAUCAUUGUGCUGAUCACAUCCCAGAGUUUAAAAUAUCAAUGCCAGCUACACUUUGCAUGGGUAUUUUCUGUAUGUGUAUUGAAUCUAAAACACCAUGCAACACUCCAUAUCGGUGCCAAUCACUCAUGUUUCUAACAUUGGUAUGAUAUUUCUGAUUGUGUUUAAGAGCGUUGUGCCAUUAACCUUAAAGGUCGCUGGUUCUAAUUCCCUAGCCGACGAGGUGAAAAAUCUGUCGACGUGCC